This is a messenger RNA of Torulaspora globosa, 528 nucleotides long. RefSeq names its product glutamyl-tRNA(Gln) amidotransferase subunit F (gene GTF1). Gene Ontology annotation, biological process: glutaminyl-tRNAGln biosynthesis via transamidation. The coding region runs from base 1 to 528 and encodes 175 amino acids. The record is from RefSeq and is a predicted model, not a curated record. Gene Ontology annotation, cellular component: mitochondrion; glutamyl-tRNA(Gln) amidotransferase complex. Gene Ontology annotation, molecular function: glutaminyl-tRNA synthase (glutamine-hydrolyzing) activity. The transcript has a single exon. NCBI's taxonomy places the organism in Eukaryota, Fungi, Ascomycota, Saccharomycetes, Saccharomycetales, Saccharomycetaceae.
AUGUUGAGCAAAAUGAGGGCUGGAGCAGGGUUUGCUCGAGUUACCUGCCGUUCGUACGCGGCGAAAGCGUGGGUUGGCGAGAAAUUCAAGUCUGCCGAGGAGCUUGGGGAAUACUUGUCCAAAGAGACCUGGUCCGUGGACGAUUAUCUGUCAGAUUCGCAAAACGCAGCUUUGGAACGACCCAGUGAAAAUACUGUCAGAAAACUGCUGAAAUUGUCUGGUUUAUCGCUUGAGGGAAAUGACAUUGAAAGAAUUCAACAUAGGCUUGGGAAGCAGCUCUCGUUUAUCGAUAAAUUGCAUAGGAUUCCACUGGAGAAAGAAGCGUCAAUGGACGAAAGCAAGGCACGUCUCAUGCCCCGUGAGGUGGCGCCACUCAACUAUGAGGACUUGCUGGAUAAGAUAGCCACUCAGACGGCGAAUCCGGAGCUUGGCGAAGUGGAAGGAGGCUGGGACAGCACUGGUCUGGCAAAAAUGAAACAGAAUAGGUGCUUCGUAUUACGAGAAGGGUUGAUGCACAACAGGAAUUAG